AAUUACUAAAAUUCAAAUACGUAAAUAGUAUAUGUAAACCCACCAUCAUCACAAGUGGAAAUGGAUGUUUGUACACCCGUACGGGUGACUUAUAUUGUUGAACCAUAGUUAAAUAAACUCUUCUUAUAAAUUCGCUGCUAACCUAGAUGUCAGCGAGUUAAGGAACUAAAACAAUACAAACUAAUUGAAUUGAUUGAAAUUCAUUAUAUGUGCGGCAAUGGUAUACCCACUGGUAUAAACAAAGUUCAUAGGUUACCAUAAGUCAGUCUUGCAUCUGCGUUUUAUCGUGAUUCUCAGUGUUUGUGAUACCACGCGUGGAAAAUAUUUUAACACAAAACUAUUCAAGGUUACGUAAAUUAUCGAAUGAAACACGGCAUAAUCAGUUUUAUGCACUUUGCUAUACAUCAAUCUGGAAUUUAACUUAAAUGUCAUCUAUCGAACUAUGGAUAUAAAUAUUAUUAUUUUCUUGUAGAUGCCGUUACAGGUCAAGUUUCCAUGGUGGAUAUGCAUGAAUGCGCAUGCUGGAUUUUUUGUCACAGAAGAGGUUAUUUUAUCGAGAACUUAAACUGUGUCGCAAUUUUUGACGUUCACAACCUCCAAAUAUUCCCGCAACAUGGCGCCACUUAUGCGUCUGCGCACUAAAUUCUAUAAAUGUCAGCCAUGUUGCAGUGGAAAGCAGUGGAAAGUGGAACGCCUCAGCCGCGUUAUUAAGUUCGAUGACAGUGUCUUAAACUCUCAUAAAAUUGUAACAGGAGUUUUAAUCCAACAAAAUUUGUUCAUGUGUUAAUUACAGUAAUGUUUCUACAACACAUAUUUACAUCAUAUUAAAAAGAUUAUUCACAAACAUUUUGGCAAGGUUAUAUUAUACUUUCCGUACUACGGAAAGUUUUUGGCGCGCAUUUGUCUCUUUAUCGCAACAAUAAAAAAUGGCUCUUGAUAUUAAACAUCUAUAAUUACCGUUCUCUAAGACGUCAUCUUAGAUUUAUCUUCAGAUUAAAGAUGCAGCCGAGUUUAUCGAUCUUGUCGAGCGCGAAACCAAGAAUGUCGUGUACGACAUAAACUUUGUGUUUUGAAACGAAAUACCAUGGUGUCGUAAGGUAAUUUCAAAUUUGUAGGGCAACAUUUCAGAUAAUUAAAGAUGGGAAUCGGUAAGAGUCAAUUUACCGAGGAGGAACUGCAAGAUUAUCAGGAUCUGACGUAUUUCACGAAGAAAGAAGUUUUACAUGCACAUCAAAAGUUCAAGGCUCUCGCUCCAGAGAAAGUUGGUCAUAAUAGAAAUGCCAAGCUACCAAUGUCCAAGAUUUUACAAUAUCCUGAAUUGAAAGUAAAUCCUUUCGGUGACAGAAUUUGCAAGGUAUUCAGCUCCAGCCAAGAUGGGGAUUGUACCUUCGAAGAUUUCUUGGACAUGAUGUCAGUUUUCAGCGAUGGAGCUCCAAAAGCUGUGAAAGCAGAGCAUGCUUUCAGAAUAUUUGAUUUCGAUGGUGACGAUAUGCUCGGUAUUGGGGAUCUGAGACAAGUAGUUGAUAGACUUACUGCACCUCAAAGAUUGAACGAAACAGAUAUGCAACAAGUCCUUCAGUAUAUACUCGAUGAAGCAGACUUAGAUGACGAUGGUGCACUAAGUUUUGCAGAAUUCGAACAUAUUAUAGAAAAAAGCAACGAUUUCUCCAAGAGUUUUCGUAUACGUUUGUGAAAUACCAAACACUAUAAAUGAAUGACUAACAUAAGACUGAACAUUACGUUAGUGUAAAGAUCAUUUUAACGUAAUGAUAGGCCUAAUCAUAUUUCCAUUCUGUAGGUAAACUUAAGAAUUUAGAAAGUAUAUAUGCACAUAUACCAUUGACUCUUUAAGGCCUACAAAAUAAUACAAACUCUAUAAGUCGCUCUUCUUCAUUUGAAGGAUAUUAUACAAUUUUACGAAGAAUAUCUAGAUCUGUUAAGUAGACGAAUUUAAUUCAAAUACUUAACGAACCUGUUGAUUGUGACUUGUAUUUUUAUGAUUGUAAUGUUACUAUGCCAAAGUGUUCUUUAUAUCUUAUACAACUUUAUUUAUUUAAAAUGUUAUCAUUUUUUACCACUUAUUAAAGAAAUGUAAUAAGCACGAACAUUAAAUAUCUUUCCUCUCGAAGAAGAAGAUUUUCAAUGGGAAUAGCGCGCGCCUCAUGAGAGCCUCAUUAAUAAUAAUAAGCGUGAUAAAAUAUUAUCACAAUUUUUUAACGAUAAACUAUUUCCAUUUUGGUAAGUGAAGGAUUAAAUGUGAAUUAUCUUUGAACAGUUUAUUUCUGACUAACUUACUGAAUGCGAAAUCAUUAAGCAUACAUAAUUUUUCAUUUUAUUAUCAUUAGAUUUACAAUGAAAUAAAGUUGAUUCGUAAACGAUCGAAAUUA
Messenger RNA from Megalopta genalis, 2387 nucleotides. Its product is annotated as calcium and integrin-binding protein 1. NCBI's taxonomy places the organism in Eukaryota, Metazoa, Arthropoda, Insecta, Hymenoptera, Halictidae. The record is from RefSeq and is a predicted model, not a curated record. Gene Ontology annotation, molecular function: magnesium ion binding; calcium ion binding.